This is a messenger RNA of Halichondria panicea, 2506 nucleotides long. RefSeq names its product tripartite motif-containing protein 2-like. The transcript has 2 exons. The coding region runs from base 173 to 2395 and encodes 740 amino acids. Gene Ontology annotation, molecular function: protein binding; zinc ion binding; ubiquitin protein ligase activity. Lineage: Eukaryota; Metazoa; Porifera; Demospongiae; Suberitida; Halichondriidae. Gene Ontology annotation, biological process: protein monoubiquitination. The record is from RefSeq and is a predicted model, not a curated record.
CUCCUCUGGAAGUUGCCUUGUUGUAUUUGUGGUCUCUACAAAUCAGCUAUGAAUAUCUUUUUUGACAUCACCCCAUUUUUGCUUCAAGGCGUUCAACGUUCAAGCUCAUACAAACUCUGAGCUCAACUCAACAAGAAAUUAAAAACAAACCUUACAAUAAAUACUCAAAGCCAUGGCCGAGAGAGUGACUACAAAAGAAGCUCUCAAGAAACUCGAUGCUCAACUCGAAUGCUCCCUUUGUCUCGACACUUUCAAGCAACCGAAACUCUUGCCUUGUUUUCAUGUGUUUUGCAAAUCCCCGUGUCUGGAGAAACUAGUGACCAAGGAUGGACGCUCCCUCACUUGUCCCACCUGUCGACACAUUGUCCCACUGUCAGAGAGGGGAGUGGCUGGACUGCAAUCAAACUUCCACAUCGACCACUUGUUUGAGAUACAAGAUGCUUUCAACAAGGCCGAAGACGACAAUGAUACGAACUGUGGCAGCUGUGAGAAUGGCAAAGCCACUGGGUACUGUAACGACUGUGGCGACUUUUUGUGUGACGAGUGUCAAGCUGCUCACAAAAGAGUUAAACUUUCCAGGAAUCAUAAACUAAUUUCGCUGGAUGAACUCAAAGCUCAAGUGACUAGCCUGGUUCCCCCCAAGAAGGCCGUCCCCCAUUGCCCCAAACACUCAGGGAAUGACCUCAAGAUAUACUGCGAUACCUGCUCCACUCUCAUUUGCACGGACUGCACCAUUCGUCUCCACAAAGACCACAACUACGACCUGGUGGCUGAUGUGCUGACCAAGCACAAAGAAGAACUUGUCUCCAGUCUCAAACCAGUCAAAGAGAAGCUGGACAGUGUACAACAAGCUCUGAAGGACUUGGACACAAGAGUCAAGGUAAUCCACGAUCAAAGGGCCACAAUUGAAGCCAACAUCCACAAGGAGAUUGACGAACAACAUCAACUGUUGGACCAACGAAGGGCAGAGCUCGUGGGAGAGCUAGAGAUGCUGACCCAGCAGAAGUUGAAAGAUCUGGCGGCACAGAGGGACCAAGUGGAGAUCACUCAGGUGAAACUGACCAGCUGUCUGGAGUACGCUGAAGGAGGUCUCAAAACAGGCACACACGGUGAAGUGCUCCAAAUAAAAUCUCCCGUUCUCAAGAGAGUCAAACAAAUUUCUACUGAAUUCGAAUCAAAUGCUAUUCAGCCAGAGAGAAAGGCUGACCUGGAACUGAUCACUAAAGGAAAAGAACUGAUCACUAAAGGAAAAGAACCUCUCCAACAAGCUUGUCGAGAUUUCUUAGAGAUUGAACAGUGUGGUUCAUUCAGCUUAGAGAACAGCCACACGACAGGAGAUGGUCUGAAAGGUGCUACAACUGGAGAAACAAAAACUGUAUCCUUUCAAGCAAUGACCAAGAAAAACAAGAAAUCCAAAAACAAACUCAACCUCAAAGCUGAACUGGUGCAUAUCGUUAGCAAAGACAGAUUGAAAUGUGAAGUGAUCGAGCAACAACAUGGCCAACACAAGAUCAACUAUUGCCCUGUGAAACGAGGAAAGCAUGAACUACACAUCACUGUCAAUGGGGACGCAGUACGAGGCAGUCCAUUCCCAAUAGCUGUAGCCCCAUCACCACAGAGCUUCGUCAAGCCUUCCCGAGUUGUACGAGGUUUGAACAGCCCACGAGGCUCUGUCUCCAACAAUAAGGGACAGUUGGUUGUUAUUGAAGGUAAUGGAACUACUGUCUCUAUAUGGACACCAGAGGGUGAGAAGAUACGAAUUUUUGAUCAGAUGAGUAAGGCACUUGCACUGACUGUGGACAAAGACGACAACAUCUAUGUAGUUGAUUCUCAAAACGUGAAUAAGUUCUCAUCUGACGGAGAUUUUGUGAAAGCUGGUGAUAGUAAAGGCAAUGGUAACUUUAAGUUAAUUGACCCACGUGGUAUCUGUUAUAACAGAAGAGACAACAACCUGUAUGUGAUUGAUCACGGUAACUACAAAAUAAAAGUGCUCUCUACUGAACUGAAGUUCGUACGGUGUUUCGGUGGUAUACACAGCUCAUUUCAUGCAACAUUUGAUAGUGCCAACAACCUCUAUGUGACUGAACACGAUAUCCAUCGAGUACAAGUCUUCACUGCUGAAGGUGUGUUCCUGAGAACCUUCUCACAAAAAGCCGACGGUCAGAAGCUGAACUCACCCAAGGCCAUAGCCAUCGACAGCAGUGACACUGUGUACGUCAGUGAGAAUGGACCGCAUCAUGUGAGUGUGUUUACAUCUCAGGGAGCCUACAUCACCACGUUUGGUGGACCAGGAACGAAAGAGGGACAGUUUAAUGGCAUUUAUGGACUCUCUAUUGAUCGCAAUGACUCUGUUGUUGUGUCCGAUCCAGGCAACGGGCGAUUGCAGAUAUUCUAACGAAAUAAGUAGAAAAGUGGACAAAGUAGUAGCUCUGUGUAGAAAUAGUUGGUAGCGUUAUUAUUUUAUUUGGAAUGUGAAAUGAAACUAUUAUCUGUUGUGUUGAUGCAA